AGCAUCAGAAUCACCUUUGGCCACCAUCCGCACAUGUGUGAGGUUCCUGCUGGACAUUUCACAUUAUAUACUGUGACAACUGUGGAAAUCAGAUUCUCCCCUCUUAGGGUUUCUUGUUAUUGCUGUUUGUUGCAGUUGUUAUUUGUUUAGUGACUUUUCUGAACUAAUUCUUUAGCCUGUAUUCUUUAUUGUAUGUGGUCACUGAAGUCUCUGCUUAGUGGUCAGGUAAUGACUGGUUAGAGAUUUCCUUGAACACCAUGCCUGGAACCAGUAAGCCUCCUAGUCGUUGGCAAGGGGCUCUGUUUGCAUGUGGGGAACACUUUUAGUAUUCAGUCAGGUCAUUACAACUCUGCCCUUGACCUUCACUUUCUGCCUUUAAAUGAGCCGGGGGUGAGAAUGCUUAGGGCCUUCUCAGGUAUUUUCUGAACGUAUGCUCAGCUCAAUAUGGGUGACCUUUUAGAGUCCCCGAAACGUAUAGGAAUUUUUACAUUUGGCAUCUCAUUCCCCAGCUUUUCCUUUUAGGUUUUUAGUUAGUGUAUUAUUUAUCCCAACUAUUUUCCUAGGGAAAAGUCUUCUUACACUAAAUGACCUAUAAGUCAGGUAAAAUACAGACUGUCUGCAAGUUGCAUCUUCCAGUGAACCACCUGAUAGGUCAAAUCGUGAAAAUUCUUUGGGAACGAGGCUUUGAAAAAGCUCUAGCCCAUUCUAUUCCCUCCAUCUGUUUUUAAGGUUUUUAAGGCUGCUGCAGAGGGGGAGAGCAGGGGGUGGAACUAAGGCAGGUUCAAACAUUGUGGACAUUACAGUGUAGCUGUUCUUGCUGAGAUUCAGCAUUUUCUCUUGAAUGAAUCUGUGUUGCUGCAAAAGUUCUGAAAAAGUUGCUUCUGACAAGUUUCCUGUUGAUUUAAUGGAGAAAAUUUUGAGAGGUCCUUAUACCACCAGUUUUGCUGGUUCCAAGUCAUAUAUUUUAAUGCUCUCUCUUGUAUGUUUUUUCCGCCUCAAACAUGUGCAUAUUAAAUUAAAAAGUUUGUAAAUUUGGGUUGUAGGAGGCCAUGUGGAGCAGGCACCAAGUGAAGGGCUGUGGAUUGACCGGAAUGAUGCCAGCCUCUAUUAGAAGGGCCUGAGUACUUACAGGUUAUCAGCCUCCUUGGGGGUCAGGAACUGUGCCCUACCAUCCCUGAUGCUUUGUGUCUCCCAGGUUAAGGCUGCCAGGGGCUCACCUGUGCUCACAUGGAUGGGACAGAGACCCGACAGCGGAGGCCAGAGGAGCUAGGGCUGCCACACACCCUCAGCACAGGAAGACUCCCUGCAGCCUCAGAAGAUGGACCUCCGAGUGUCCCUGAGAGCCAAAGGGUGGCCACUAAACUACUGGAGACUGAACUCAGCAGGGAGACUGCCUUAUCCAUUGGCUUUCAGGUGACAGUGCCCUUCGUGCUUGCAGGCCUGGGACUGUCUGGGGCUGGCAUACUUUUGAACUAUUUCCAGGGCAAGAAGCUGCGAGGCUUCAGCUGUGAGCUUACUCGGUCCCCCCACGGGGUCUUCCUUGAGACCAGCUUUACCGUCACGUGCCAGAUUGUGGUGCCCCUUCUGCUCUCAGGCCUGGGCAUGAUGACUGCCGGCCUGGUGAUGAACACCAUCCAACACUGGCCCGUGUUCGUGGAGGUUAAAGACCUGUUGACGUUGGUGCCACCCUUAGUGGGCCUGAAGGGGAACCUGGAGAUGACACUGGCGUCACGACUCUCCACAGCUGCCAAUACCGGACAAAUCGAUGACCCCCGGGAGCAGCACAGAGUCAUCAACAGUAACCUGGCCCUCAUUCAGGUGCAGGCCACGGUCGUGGGGCUCCUGGCUGCUGUGGUUGCCCUGCUGCUGGGAGCGGCGUCUAGGGGCGAGUUAGACUUUUCAAAGGUGGAGUUGCUGUGCGCCAGCAGCGUCAUCACCGCCUUCCUCGCGGCCUUCGCUCUAGGACUGCUGAUGGUCUGUGUCGUGAUUGGUGCUCGAAAGCUUGGGGUGAACCCAGACAACAUCGCCACGCCCAUUGCAGCCAGCCUGGGAGACCUUAUCACAUUGUCCAUUCUGGCUUUCAUUAGCAGCUUCUUCUAUAAACACAAAGACAGUCGGUUUCUGACUCCCUUGGUCUGCAUCGGCUUCAUGGCCCUGACCCCGGUGUGGGUCCUCAUUGCAAAGCAGAACCCACCCAUCAUGAAGAUCCUAAAGUUCGGGUGGUUCCCAAUCAUCCUAGCAAUGGUGAUUAGCAGUUUCGGAGGGCUCAUCUUGAACAAAACCAUUUCUAAAGAGCAGUACAAAGGCAUGGCCAUAUUUACUCCCAUCAUAUGUGGUGUUGGUGGCAAUCUGGUAGCCAUUCAGACCAGCCGGAUCUCUACCUACCUGCACAUGUGGAGCACACCUGGGGUCCUACCCAUUUGGAUGAAAAAAUUCUGGCCUAACCCAUGCUCCACUUUCUGCACCUCAGAAAUUAAUUCCAUGUCAGCCCGAGUUCUGCUCUUUCUGGUGAUUCCGGGCCAUCUGAUUUUCUUCUAUGUUAUCUACCUGGUGGAAGGCCAUUCGGUCCCAAACAGCAAGACCUUUGUGGUAUUCUAUCUGCUGGCAGGCCUGAUCCAGGUGACAAUCCUGCUGUACCUGGCAGAAGUGAUGGCUCGGCUGACGUGGCACCAGGCCCUGGAUCCUGACAACCACUGUAUCCCCUACCUCACGGGGCUGGGAGACCUGCUGGGGACUGGCCUCCUAGCACUGUGCUUCCUUAUCAGCUGGCUACUGAGGAGCGAAGCAGAGCUGGAUGGCCUUUCAGAACUAGCAUCUGGACCUCCCUUAUGAGACCAGGCAGCUCCAUUUCCAAGCAAGCAGCUGGCAUCCCAGCCCCUCACCCUCUCUGCUCCACCCAGACCCAGAGCCAAUUCAGACUGAGUUGGGACCCGGACUCUACAGGCUUGGGCUUCCUAUGUCCUCAGCCUCUACCCUCACACCAGGAACCCCUGGCAUUCACUUGGUUGCCUCAGUUUCCCAGCCGGGGGCUGCUGGCCCCACCCUACACCAGAGUGGUCCUCUCCACGAGCCUGGGGUUGCUUUCUGGAGGUAAGGACAUUCCCUUCCCACAUCAGGGACGAGCUAAGGGGACAACUGAACCUUUGCUAUUAGACCCAUCAUACAAACUUUGUGUGCUUUCAGCUUCUGAGGACACAAGACACAGAGGCCUCAGGCCAUGGUGGUACGCUCAUGGCCUGAGAGAAACAUCCAUUGGUUGCCUCCCAUCUGCUCUCUGACGGGCGAGCGAUCGGACCUGAGCCUCUUUGGUAAAUGGGACAACACUCCAAUCAACGGAGCGCCUGGCUGGGGCUGGCAGGUUGCUUCUUAAACUCACUCACUAGAGGGCACAGUUAAAACUACAGGCACCCUUGUUGGAAAGAAACUGCGCCUGUAUUUUGUUCUUUCCCCCCUCUUAUUUUUACGUGCUGGUGUGCAUUCAAAUGAAAAGAAAUCCAAAAUGAUUACAAAUGAAUACAUCAGGGUUUCUGGUUUCUUUGAAAUGACUCUUCUAUCUCCAAUAGCUUUAGUGUUUUUAACUGUUUGUUUAUGAACUGACUGGAACUCUUGCUACUUGUUUGACUGUUUCUGGGGUGUUUUGUUUUUGACUAUUUCUGUUCUUAUGUGGGUUAAAAUCAAGGCCCAGAAACUGAGGCACAGUUUUAUAUUUGUCAACAGGUGGAUUUAUAUUUUUUGUCCUAAAAUACCCUGUCUCUUAAACAACUCUUUUGUAUAUUGUGUUCAUUGCUUAUAAUUUUUCC
Miniopterus natalensis is the source of this 3800-nucleotide messenger RNA. Lineage: Eukaryota; Metazoa; Chordata; Mammalia; Chiroptera; Miniopteridae. The record is from RefSeq and is a predicted model, not a curated record.